Chrysochloris asiatica (Cape golden mole) is the source of this 684-nucleotide messenger RNA. RefSeq names its product Yae1 domain containing 1 (gene YAE1). Lineage: Eukaryota; Metazoa; Chordata; Mammalia; Afrosoricida; Chrysochloridae. The transcript has 3 exons. Bases 4 to 684 code for a protein of 226 amino acids. The record is from RefSeq and is a predicted model, not a curated record.
GUGAUGUCGUGGGUUCGAGCAGCUGCUUUGGUCCCGUGCCCUGGAGACGAAGGCGAUGUGUUUGAUGAGGAAGCCGACGAGACGCUCCUGGUGCAGCGGGAAUGGAGGAAUCACAUGCACAGACGAAUCAAAGAAGGUUAUAGAGACGGAGUAGACGCUGGCAAAGCUGUUGCUCUUCAACAAGGCUUCAAUCAGGGCUAUAAGAAAGGUGCAGAAAUCAUUAUAAACUAUGGACAACUCAGAGGAACAUUAAGUGCUUUGCUCUCCUGGUGUCACCUCCAUGGUAAUAGUUCGGCUUUGAUCAGUAAAAUACAUAAUCUUCUGGAUGCAGUUGGCCAAUGUGAAGAAUAUGUGCUCAAACAUCUGAAGUCCUUCACUCCAGAGUCCCAUGUUGUAGAUUUAUUGGACUCCAUUCAGGAUAUGGACCUUUGUCAUGUAGUUCCAGCUGAGGAAAAGAUUGAUGAAGCUAAAGAUGAGAGACUCUAUGAAAAUAAUGCCGAGUUUAACAAAAACUGUAGCAAGAGUCCUGGAGAGAUAGAUGGUUCCUCUACAGAACGUUGUCCAACACAGCAGCAUGCACAUUCAGAAAGCCCAAGCCUCCCUUGGAUUUUAGAACAGACAGCUGGGUUAGUAAAACAGCUGGGAGUACCAGUGGACGUCUUACAGCACCUCAAGCAACUGUAA